Molecule: messenger RNA, 5778 nt
Organism: Mugil cephalus (flathead mullet)
Lineage: Eukaryota; Metazoa; Chordata; Actinopteri; Mugiliformes; Mugilidae
Gene: spag6
Product: sperm associated antigen 6
Exons: 11
Coding region: 180-1703 (507 amino acids)
Biological process (GO): neuron projection extension; epithelial cilium movement involved in extracellular fluid movement; sperm axoneme assembly
Cellular component (GO): sperm principal piece; microtubule cytoskeleton; axoneme
Molecular function (GO): microtubule binding
Source: RefSeq, a predicted model, not a curated record
UAAUAGACGAUCUUGGGCCGCCAAACAUUCUACUUCCUGUCUGUUGCCACGGCAACACUUAACAACAACGCUAGCAGGCAAAAACCAGGCGAUAAAACCAACACUUUUCUUCGGGUGAAUUAAGUGAUUCGGAGCUUUUAAAUAAUCUCAGAGGGGAGGAAUUUUCUACCAGGACCACGAUGCGUCAACGACAGAUCAUUCAAGUUUUGGAGCAGUUCCAGAAAUCCCGAAUGCAGUUUGUGCAAAGUGUUGCUGAUCUGGCAGCCCAACCUCAAAAUAUAGAAAUCCUUCACAAUACAGGUGUGCUGUCCCUGUUGUGUCCCCUGUUGUUGGACUCGGUCCCCAGCAUCCAGCAGACAGCAGCUCUGGCUCUGGGCCGCCUGGCAGACCACAGCGAAGACCUGGCUGAGGCCGUGGUGAAGGAGGACAUCCUGCCCCAGCUGGUCCAUUCUCUGGCCUCGCACAACAGGUUCUAUAAGAAGGCAGCAGUGUUUGUGCUGCGUGCAGUAGCCAAACACUCCCCUGAGCUGUCCCAGGCCGUGGUGUCCUGUGGUGGUGUGGACGCUCUGGUCCUCUGCCUGGAGGAGUUUGACCCCGGGGUGAAGGAGGCCGCUGCCUGGGCUCUGGGCUUCAUCGCACGACACAAUGCAUCUCUGUCUCAGUCGGUUGUGGACGCUGGUGCCGUCCCCCUGCUAGUGCUGAGUCUCCUGGAGCCUGAGAUGGCCCUCAAACGCAUCGCGGCCUCCACCCUCAGUGACAUCUCCAAACACAGCCCUGAGCUGGCCCAGACUGUGGUGGACACGGGCGCCAUCGCGCAUCUGGCACAGAUGAUCCUCAGCCCAGACGCCAAGCUGAAGAGGCAGGUGUUUUCGGCCCUGAGCCAGAUCAGUAAGCACUCUGUCAGCCUGGCAGAGAUGGUAGUCGAGGCAGAGAUCUUCCCUGCGGCACUGGCCUGCCUCAGAGAUCCCGAUGAGUAUGUGAGGAAGAAUGUCACCACCCUAAUGAGGGAGGUGGUAAAACACACACCAGAGCUGUCUCAGGUGAUUGUCAACUGCGGUGGCCUGGCAGCAGUUAUUGAUUACCUCGGCGAUUGCAGCGGAAACCUGAGGUUGCCAGGGAUCAUGAUGCUGGGAUACGUGGCCGCUCACAACGAGAACCUUGCCAUGGCCGUCAUUCUCUCUAAGGGGGUGCCCCAGCUGGCCCUGUGUCUGUCUGAGGAGUCUGAGCAACACAUCAAGGCGGCUGCAGUCUGGUCCAUCGGCCAGAUAGGAUACCACACCCCUGAGCACGCCAAGGCGGUGGCCACAGCUAACCUGCUGCCCAAACUGCUGCAGCUCUACAUGGACGCCAGCAGCUCAGAGGACGUGCAGACCAAAAGUAAGAAGGCUCUCAAGAAUGUCCUGCAGAAGUGCACCCACCUGCCAGCUCUGGAGCCCCUCCUCUACGAAGCUCCCAGCAACAUCCUCAAACACGUGGUCUGCCAGUUCAGUAAGGUGCUGCCUCACGACAGCAAGGCUCGCCGUCUGUUCGUGACCAGCGGGGGCCUGAAGAAAGUGCAGGAGAUCGAGGCCGAGCCCGGGUCUCCGCUGCAGGAGCACAUCACCACCAUCAACAACUGCUUCCCCAAGGAGAUAGUCAGGUACUACUCACCUGGUUACUCGGAGGAGUUGCUGCAGGGGUUAGAGAACUACCAGCCAGCCUGACAUCGCAUCCUGCUUCAAUAUAUCAAAAAAUAUAUCAAAACUACAUUUACUUUACUUACUUACUUACUUUUUUUUUUUUUGCACAUUCAAAUACACAUUUGUAGUAGCUGAAAGUGUAUCUUGUAGGCAGGCAGAGAUCGAAAUAAAUAGCCUUCACUUAAUCUUGAGGGAUGGGACAACUUUAUUACUCGAAUAACACCUCUAACAGCAAAUUCACAACCAGGGAUUUCUCAGUGUCGGAAAGUUUUCUCUUGAGCUCACCACAGGGAGGUCAGAGGUCAGGUUCAGUGACAGAGCAGCAGGUGGUGGGGAAUUAGACCUGUCAUGAGACUGGAUGCUUGCUGACACAUGGAUUUAAAUCUGAGACUUCUUGUUUAAGACCCGGGUCCAGGACAGACACAUCAAUCUUUUCAUUGCACCAGUUUCACGUCAGACAACUGAGACAUCCCCAGUAAAAGGUGCCAAUGAUUUGGCUGUUCUGUUCUUUUUUUUAAAAAAGUCAGGUAAUACAGAAGGAGAAAAGGAAAAAAAAUAAACAAACAAAUAAUAAAAAAAAAACAAUAGGAAUCCACCUGGAGUUAUGCGCAUCCGUCUCUGCUGCCCCCUGGCGGCCGUGGCUGCUCGGUGCCGCUCAGCUGUGUGCGUGUGUGUGUGUGUGUGUGUGUGUGUGCAGCAGCUGCGGCGCACAUGGCCAGCCGCUCUUUGUUUAUUGUCUGCCGGGUUGUCUCUGCUUGUUCUCCGCAUUGUGCUGACGGCCCGAGGAAAGCCUGGGUCCCUUAGAGCAGCGGAGAUCUGAGCAUGUCACGGCUGCAGCUGCCGCCACCCCUCCUCUCCAAGAACCUGAUAGGAGCCAUUUUAUAGUCUGAUGCAUUAUGCAGAUCGUCUGCAGUGGACGCGCAGUCGCGGUUUCCCUUAUUGAGAAUUGAGAAUAUUUCAGAAAAGCAAGACGGAGUUUAAUUUCGCCGCCGCCUGCUCACAACGAAUCCAAAAUUUGGCGACCGAGCGUGCACAUGUGCAAACAAAUAUCAUUUUUAUUGAAAUGAUCGAAAACAUAAUGCGCGUUAUUUUCCUGAUUGGACCAGGCUCAAGCAUUUGUGUUUAAGAACGGAUCAAAUCCAUCAGAUCAACGACAGUAAAUAACGCGUCUAUGUUAAAUGGGAACAAUUCAACAAGAAAUAAAAAUGAAAGAAAACGCACAAACGCUGUUUAAAUAUGUCAUGAAAAAAUAGAUAGAACUGUGAUUCAUCAAAAAAAAAAAAAAAAAAUUAAAACCUGCGAGCCAGUGGCGGCAAAGAAACACAUUUCAGUUCGGUGUAACAAUCAUACAGCUGUAGAAUAUUUUUAGUAUGUUCAUCAGUGCAUCAGGAUUCAGUAAUACAAAAGGAGAUGAGUCAUCUGAUGAGAGGAGGCAGAAAAUAAUAAUAAUAAAAAAUAAAUUAAAAAUGCUCCCGGUAAAUUGCUGCGCGAAAAUUACAAACUGAUUGAAGAAUCCAGGAAGAAAAUGUCUUUUAUUCACAAGUCUUGAAGAAAAAAAAAAAAAAAAGCCUCUUGUUCAAAAUGCGAAAAGGCGCAGAAAACAUUUCCAAGGACAGACACUCGCUCGUUUGGAGCAUUUGUUGUAUUUUGAAGGAAUUCGACUCAUUUGAUUUUCAGCGUCUCCAAGGACAAAAAAACGCACAACGGAAUUUAAAUAGUUGUCAUUUCAAUGGUGUCAUCAAACCGACCUUCCCAUAUUUAAAUUGAGCCACGGGUUUAAAGAGGGAUUUUUAAAUAGUUUUCAUGGUGAAAUUAACAGAACAACGGGAGAAAGGCUGCAAAGAUUUGACACUAUUUGACCUUAUUCUGCGUGUGCUCGUAUCCAAAUAAAAUCACUGACCAUUCAGGUAAUAACUGCCACAUUUUACACGUGUUUGCGUGAUUUCCUAUCAAAAAACAAACAAUAAAUAAAUAAAGAAACUUUUACAAUUUUCCUAUUUGCGAUCAUUUAUUCAGGUGCUUCUGGGUAAUUCAGCCGUUAAAAUUAUAAAUGAUAAAUAAUCCAUUUUCUUUUUUACCCGCUCGCAGGAAGCUUUAAAAUAAAGAAUAAAAAAUCAACAAUGAAGACACGGGGACAAGGAAUAAACAAUUCGAGGAAGACUUUGAGUUAAGCAGAACAAGUGCUUUAAUUGGUUUGAGUGAACGCGUAUGGGAUGGAGUGUAUUAUUAUUAUUAUCAUCAUCAUCAUCAUUAAAUGUGAAGAACAAUAAACAUACAUCAUCGUUUUGGCCUCUCUGCCAUUGAACGGAAAACUCUCACCAACCAUUGUCAGACAGCAAUUAACAAACACACACUCACACGUACGCGCACUGUAAUGCUUUACACUUUUAAGUUGCAUUUUGGGGUCGUUUGGAGACAAACUCUGCAGGGGCAGGGGCGGGGGCGGGGUCGGGGCCGGGGGGCGGGGGUUUGUUUCCUGGCCUGCUGUGUGUGGACUUCUGCAUGCAAAUUCAGCUACUUUAAUUUAUUUAUUUAUUUAUUUAUUUUUGAACACGUUGGAGAACUGUCUGCAGACUGCAAAAUGUUAAAGCCAGAGAAAUGUAGCCCCGCCCUCUCGUUACCUCUGCAGACUCUGUCCUGGUCCCCCUUUUUGCAUUUGUAAUCCAAUUUUCCUUUAACACCUGUUACAUUAACACAGGGCUGCUUCCCGUAACUUUGGACACAUACGAGCACUGCACACCUCACUCCAUCUACCACAAAGAAAAAAAAAUAUUAGCUUUAAAACAAACAGACACGUUUCACGAUAACACAAUGCUCCUCAAGCUCAUGUGGGGGAAGUUGUAACUGCUGAGAGUUGCUUUUGGCAAGUUAACAGUGGCAGCAUGUUGACUGGAAGGGAAGGAGUUCAUUCAUGAGUCAUGAGAGCGAGGACUUGUUCAUAUCACAGCAGCAGAGCACGGGUGUUGUUAUCGGCUUUAAUUUGCAUCUGUUAAAAGUUCGGCUUCACCGGUUCCUCCCUGGGUUUUUGUGUUCUCCGAGCCAAAACAAAAAACAGGAAAGUCACCCAGCAUGCACUGCUCUGAUUUCUACACUUGCACAAGGAAAGUCUUUGGGGCCAGACAGAGCAAAGCAGACUAGAAGAUGAUUGUGUUCCCUCAUUGUCUCCGUUUUCUUUAGAACACAAUCUAUGUACAUUAUGAGUUAUGGGACAACAGAAACAAAAACAGCCCAUUUACAGUGAAGGAACAUAGAGAUAUCAACUAACCACUGACUGGGGAUCAACAACUAACUGGUUGAAAAAAAACAUGGAGGGUAAGAAGGAAGAAGAGAACAAGAACCGGACAAACAUUUAACGACAAAAACUCAUCUGACUGCAUCUGUGGGGAAACUCCUGACAGACUCCUGAGGUGUGGGCAGCUGUCAGUUAAGAUGAUGAAAACACAGACACGACACAUACACACAUAUGCACUUCCACACACACACACACACACACACACAUACACACACACACACACAUACACGUUCUUUAUAAAGGCAGGACCAGCGCAAACCAACACAGGGUUAAUAUAAGCAGACACCACCUUCAUGUGGAGGAGAAGGAAAAGGAUGCCCGCGCACACCGAAUAAUAAUCAGAACGACGCAUUUAAAUCUACAGAAUCCAGAGCGACCCACCAUCUUCGAACGUAAGACAGGUGUCGGCUUUUUAUGUUGGUCAGAACACAAUCACUGGAAUGGUAUGAGAACAAAAACACGGGAAGGUUGAAAAUGAUGUGGGCUCGGAAAUAAAAGUGGAAAAUAAUACGUAAACACCCUAUUAUUAAAAUAACCUUUUACCUUUGUUUUAAAAAAAGAUUACAAAAUAUAAAAUUAAAUAAAUUUGGAGUAUAAAGGCACACAUCUUGCACAGUGUAUACAAUGAAAAACAGUUAUUUAAAGCAUGGUAGAGACUAUUUUACGGCGUACAGCUCACAAAUCUGGUUAAAGUGGGGAGGGGAGGGGGGCACAAAGAGAACCUGAACAACACAGACUACAGAGGGAAACGGAAACUCAGUCCUGUGACAUGCAUUUUUUUUUUUUUUUUUUAACAUUUUUAAAGUA